This is a messenger RNA of Rangifer tarandus platyrhynchus (Svalbard reindeer), 969 nucleotides long. The record is from the annotation of a GenBank genome assembly. NCBI's taxonomy places the organism in Eukaryota, Metazoa, Chordata, Mammalia, Artiodactyla, Cervidae.
AUGGUACUGGGCAAUGGUACACAAAUUUCAAAAUUUCUUCUUCUCGGAUUAUCAGAUGAACCAGAACAACAGCCUUUAAUAUUUGGGCUUUUCCUCUCCAUGUACCUGAUCACCAUGUUUGGAAACCUGCUCAUCAUCCUGGCUGUCAGCUCAGAUCCCUUCCUCCACACCCCCAUGUACUUCUUCCUCUCCAAUCUGUCCUUUGUGGACAUCUGUUUCACCUCCACCACCAUCCCAAAGAUGCUGCUGAAUAUUCAAACUCAAAGCAAAGUCAUUACCUACGAAGGUUGCAUAGCCCAGAUGUAUUAUUUCCUUCUCUUUAUACAAUUGGACAUCUUUCUCCUGACAGUGAUGGCCUAUGAUCGGUUUGUGGCCAUCUGCCAUCCUCUGCGCUACACAGUCAUCAUGAACCCUAUUCUCUGUGGAAUGCUGGUUCUCAUAUCCUGGGUGAUAGGUGCUCUGAACUCUUCAUUACAAAGCUUAAUGGUGUUGAGGUUGUCCUUCUCUACAGUCUUGGAAAUCCCCCACUUUUUCUGUGAAUUGAAACAAGUGAUCCAACAUGCCAGUGGUGAUACCUUUCUUAAUAAUAUUGUGAUGUAUUUUGGAGUUGGUUUAUUUGGUGGUGUUCCUCUUGGUGGAAUACUUUACUCCUACUCUAAGAUAGCUUCUUCCAUACACAGAAUCUCAUCAGCUCAGGGGAAGUAUAAAGCCUUUUCCACCUGUGCGUCUCACCUCUCAGUUGUCUCCUUAUUUUAUUGUACAGGCUUUGGAGUGUACCUUAGCUCUGCCACUGUGCACAGCUCAUACUCCAGUGCAACAGCUUCAGUGAUGUACACAGUGGUCACACCCAUGCUGAACCCCUUCAUCUACAGUAUGAGGAAUAAGGACAUAAAGAGGGCUCUAAAAAAGUUUCUUUGGAAGGUCAGUAUAAAAGUGCAACUUGUCCUGGUGCUAAAGAAAUGCCUGUGA